AUGUUCGAAUGGCUGAGCCACAGCGGAACGAAGGACGACUCGGGGAAAAGCCUGCUUCCGCCAAUGCAGCACCCCAUGUCACCUCUCUCGGCGACGCCAUCUCCCCACACGGCCUCGGAACCGUCCGCGGUCAACCUGCCUUUCACGACCGGCUCCCACCCAAUUGCGGCGCUCAAGGGGAUUACGCACGGUGCUCCUCCACACAGAACUCCAGCCCCAGUCGUUCCCGCGAUCUCCGAUGUGUUCCACAGCUUUUGGAGCAUGCGCUCUGGAGGACACAGCUCGCACUCAUACCUGCGAAAUGUGAAGACCAGGGACUUGGCAUUCACGGUAGCGCUCAUCCUCAGUGCGAGCGUCGUGGCACUGGUGCUGGUCGCGACUUACCGAAGGGGACAGGCCGACGACAGCAACGUGAUCUCAGUCGGUCGCUUCGGCAAGUACUACGGCACCGUGUCCGUGGUGUACGGCGUAUCCGUGGGCGCAUUCCUGGGCGUGCCGUACGCUGACCCACGCACGCUUCGCUUCGGAGCGCCCGCUCCCUGGUACCUAGAGCGGGAGCAGUUUGACAGCAGGUCACCUGCACCAAGUUGCGCACAGGUGUCUCGAAGCCAUGAUGAGAUGAACGCGAGCACAUCGGAGAACUGCUUGCAUCUCAACAUCUGGGCUCCCACCUGUGGCUCUCGCCCAUGCAGCGGGAAUAGGACGGUCGUCGUCUUCAUCCAUGGUGGCUUUUUCCAGACGGGCAGCAACAACGACCCUCACUACGACGGCCGCGCGCUGGCCGCCUUGGGUGACGUUGUCGUCGUGGUUCCCAACUGGAGGCUGGGCGUGCUUGGAUUCUUUAGCCUGAUGCAAAGUGACGACGUGCCUAUAAACGUCGGUCUCUUGGACCAGGCGGAAUCGCUGCGCUGGACGGCGAGAAACGUGGACGCCUUUGGCGGCAACAAGUCCGACUUGGUAGUCGUCGGUCACGGCUCCGGUGCCUCGGCUCUCGCCUACCACCUGAUGUUGGGCCAGGGUCUUAGUGACGUCGCUCCGAUCCUCAAGGUUAUCCUCAUGAGUGAGAGCCCGAUGACAAGAUAUCCGGUGUUCAAGCGAGGUCAGGAGAGUGUUAAAAGGGAGCGCUGGAAUACGUCGGUGCAACUUCUGUGUAAGGACGCCGAGCCCAGUUUGCUGAGCUGCCUGCGCGGGCUCCCAGUGGAAGAACUGCUACGACGACAACGUGCUGCCCCGCUGGAGCUGCCCCAGUUCUUCCCCAUGCUGUCUGUGAUGUGGCCAGUCCACCUGUGGAAAGCACUGAAGAUACCUAGCAACGUGACGGUUCUUCUUGGAUUUUCGGACCACGAGGGGCCGGACCUGAUGGAUUUCUUCCAGCGAUUCUUUCAGCUGGGCGAGGAAACAAACACGCGCGAAGCUGUGCGUACCAUACUCGAGUUGCUCAGCUUCUCGUCGGCCGACGCCACGGCCAUCCUAAAUCACUACCUUGAGGACGCCGCGAACGCCAGCUGGGCCGACCAGCUGUUGUCCGACCUGCUGGCCGUGUGUCCCGUGCGCUUUUACGCGGAGUACCUGCGUAAAUCUGGUAACACUGUGCGUGGAUACGUGCUUCACCGCCAGGGUGCGGACGGACAGCAGCUCUCCAAACUACCGAGGGACUACGCCGCACGACUGCUCCUCGGAUCCCCUCUGGUGCUGGGCACAUCCUCUCCGGAGGAGAAGGCGCUGAGCCGAGGUGUGAUCGCGCAAUGGGCUAGUUUCUUGAAGACGGGAUUGCUCAUACCGGCAAACGUCUCCUUAAAGGUUGGAGUGACUGCGAUCGACAUGAAGUCCUUCACGCACCCUUCGGCGACGUGGACACCAGACCUGCGUAAAGAAGAGUGCGAGAAACUCAGGCCUCACUUCUCGGCUUUUAUGCAGUGA
Rhipicephalus sanguineus (brown dog tick) is the source of this 1920-nucleotide messenger RNA. RefSeq names its product cholinesterase. The transcript has 9 exons. The record is from RefSeq and is a predicted model, not a curated record. Bases 1 to 1920 code for a protein of 639 amino acids. NCBI's taxonomy places the organism in Eukaryota, Metazoa, Arthropoda, Arachnida, Ixodida, Ixodidae.